Messenger RNA from Empidonax traillii (willow flycatcher), 1913 nucleotides. RefSeq names its product family with sequence similarity 185 member A (gene FAM185A). The coding region runs from base 103 to 1218 and encodes 371 amino acids. The record is from RefSeq and is a predicted model, not a curated record. The transcript is spliced from 8 exons. NCBI's taxonomy places the organism in Eukaryota, Metazoa, Chordata, Aves, Passeriformes, Tyrannidae.
CAGGGCCGUGCCGGGGGAGCGGCUCCGUCCCGUCCGUCCCGGUCCCGUCCGUCCCGGGCGCUCCCGCCGCCGCUCCCGGCGGCUCCUGCCCCGCCGGCCGCAAUGAGGGUGCUCGCCCCGCGCUGGGCGGCUCUGGCCGUGCGGGCGGUGGGCGGGCGGUGGGCGCCGCCCGUCCCCCCUCGCCGCGGGCGCAGCGGCCCCGGCCCGCCCGCGCCGCGGGAGUGGGCGCUGCCCGUGAGCCCGCGGGGCCGGCUGCGGGUGCGGCUGCCGUGCCAAGUGACCGUCCGCCCGCUGGACCCGCAGCGCUGGCCGGGCGCGGACCGCGUGCUGGUGGCCGUGAGCGGCGGGAGCCCCGCGCCCCGCGGGCGGGAGGGGGAGCGGGAGCCCGUGCGGGUGGAGCACGACGAGGCGCUGGGACAGGUGGCGAUCGUGGCGGACGGUGUGGACAGCAAGGCCGCCGUGGACGUGCGGACGCCGGUGAAGUUCGAUUUGGAUAUCAAAACAUCAGGGACUGGCUGCGUGAAGAUUCAGAAAAUAGAAUGUGACAACUGCAAAAUAGAAACGGAGAAGGGGACUAGUGUCUUGCAGUCAAUAAAGAGCCAUAAAAUCGAUAUACGGACAAAUGGUGGCAAAGUCAUUGGUCUUGGAACACUUUAUGGAAAUACAGAUAUUUGUGCAACAGAAAAGGGGAGUGUAAAUAUAGAGAAGCUGCAAGGGACAACCAUCAACAUAUCUACUGAAGAUGGGCUCCUGAAAACUAAAUAUCUCUAUGCAGAAUCGUCCUCUCUCUCUUCAGGAGCUGGUGAUAUUAUGCUGGGAAGUGUUCAUGGUAACACCACCCUUCAGACCAAAACAGGAAGUAUCACAGUAGAUUCUUCAGAUGGAAGUCUAAAAGCUUCUACAUAUCAUGGGACAAUAGAUGUUUAUGUCAGUCAAUUAAGAAAAGUGGAUCUGAAAUCCCAGAAAGGUUCAAUUACAGUCAAGGUGCCUGCCUCUCUCAAAGCCUAUUUAGAGUUGUCUGGAAGAAAAGUGGAUGUGAACUCAGAGAUCCAGUUAAAAGAAACACAAAGAACCUCCAAAGACGAUCACGUAACUAUAAGUGGUCACAUGAAUCAAAAGGAUGAAACAGACAAAUGGAUUAAGGCUGAGACACAAAAUGGCAAAGUAUAUCUCAAAAGCCAAAGCUGGAUCCAGUCUGUCAAGCUGAAGAGUUCUUAAAGGGGAAAUAGGCCAAAGAGAUUAAAUCAAGAAAUUGUAAAGGAAUACUUGUAUGAAAUUAUGAAACUUUGUUGAUGUAUAUUUUUAAUAUAAGAGAGAAAGGAUAUUAAAAAUGAGGGCGUUUUAACCCAAGAUUUGCCUGUGACAGUGCUGGUGCUAAACAGGUCUGGUUUACUUUUAGUGCCUUUUAUGAACAAGAGGAUCUUAUAUAUUCAGAAUUUAUAUAACUUGACCCAGUUUAAAAGCUGGUAGGUUUCAAACAAAAGUUUGGAAUUGUCAUUUAAAAAUAAAAAGCAUUUUCAACACAUUUUAUCUCCAGAUAUGAGAAUUUACUUCCAAGUUGAUGUGCUUUGCUCUUCCAAGUGUAACGUGCUCUGUUACACUUUUUAAAUGUCUCGAUACUGUGGAAAUUCUAUUGGCUUAUGCAAAAUGAAGAGAAUUUUCUUCAACCAAAAUGUCUGUAUCAUGGAUGGGAUAAAAUCACUUUCAGAACUGUAGUUCUUACGUGGUCUUCUUGUUUGUUGUUUGAACCCUAAGGGGUUUUUGCCUUGUCAGUGGGUACUCUGUGUAAAACUGUUGCUGUGAAAUGUCAAAACUUGCUCCAUGUCUUCUUGGACUGCUUGUUUCUGGAUAGGAAUAAGAGCUCUAGCUAUGUCUGCCACUGCUCAUCUGCAAAGAAAAGCUUUUAAAGUAAA